AUGCCGGCGCUGGAGGACCAAAGGGAUGAGUUGACAGUGACGAGCAGCACCCUUAUUCCAAAGAUGAAUGUGAAUGAGACGCCCGAUCAGGUUGGUUACUUGGGAAAUAGCCCCUUGAGCGCUUCUUCCGAUACAGACGCUGGGCAAUAUGGCAAAGAAAAACCGGCCCUUGGGAAACCCACUGGUAAGCCCCUGCGUGUCUUGUGGGCUGCGCUGGCAACAACACUGUCUCUGGCGGCGGUUGCAUUCCUGGUGAGACAAUGCUUCACUGGAAUGCAGAAUGCAACCGUAAGACGGCUGGCGGAAGAGCCAGAAUCCCCCGAGGCGGAGUCGGAAUCAUGCUUUCCAAUGGUGCAAACUCCUGUAGAACGUGUGAUUAGGAGAGUGGAAGGCUGGUUGAUCUUGUCCCCGGACGAGUAUCUGGCAUUCAAGGUGGACUACUUUGUAGCAACGGCAAACGUUGAAGUGCAGGGUGAAGGACCACGCACUCCUGAGCGCUUGAGAGAACUUCAGGUAAUGCGAAUUGUCAGUAUUCCUGAGGCCGCGUUGAGUGCUUCAAUUACGCUCACCAUUCGCGCUGCACAGGGGAGAGAGCUAGAAAUCGACCCGCCGUUUGUCCACAAGUGGGCAGCAAAUUUUCUGAAGCAUUCUAGAGAGAAGCGUGCAAAAAUCUUGAUGGGCUCAGUAAUGUUCAAAAUUAAGUACAAGGAACAUGAGGUUGCUGCAAAAUUCACUUCUCUCUGGAACGCUGCAGAAACCUUGAUUUUGACAUCUGCCUUUUGCGGCAAAGACGCAGACUGGAAGGUAUCUGUCAAAGAGGGAAGAAAAGAAGCGUCAGCGGUCUUAAAAAUGCGUUGCUUGAAUGAACGAGAGCGUAGAAAGCUUUCAGGAGCUCCCGGGUUGGAUGUUACCGCCAGCAGGUCGUGGAAGCCUGCAGGAGACGGCGAUGAGGAUGAAGAUGUUUUCUCCGAAGGUUCACCGACAGGUACCCUAUAUCCAACUUGGAGGAGUUCUCAAAGAAGCAUAGCUUCGUCAGCGUACACAUCGGCCACAUCGGUAUCGCAAGUUUCUGACACGCGUGCGUCGAUGUUAGUAUACUUACCUGUACACCAGCUUUACAGGCAGCAGUGA
Eimeria mitis is the source of this 1131-nucleotide messenger RNA. RefSeq lists its product as uncharacterized. Lineage: Eukaryota; Apicomplexa; Conoidasida; Eucoccidiorida; Eimeriidae. The record is from RefSeq and is a predicted model, not a curated record. The transcript has 13 exons. Bases 1 to 1131 code for a protein of 376 amino acids.